Molecule: messenger RNA, 522 nt
Organism: Penicillium lagena
Lineage: Eukaryota; Fungi; Ascomycota; Eurotiomycetes; Eurotiales; Aspergillaceae
Product: Alb1 domain-containing protein
Exons: 3
Coding region: 1-522 (173 amino acids)
Biological process (GO): ribosomal large subunit export from nucleus
Cellular component (GO): nucleolus; preribosome, large subunit precursor
Source: RefSeq, a predicted model, not a curated record
AUGGCCAAGAAUAGGCCCCAGUCGCAACACUCCCGCGCAGCUCGGCGCGCGGCGUCGCCCAGUCUGGACCUCGAUAAAUCUCUGAAGACUUUGCCUCGAGCAGAGUCUCCUACGGUGCAGCGCCCCUCAGUGCUGUCGGAACGUGCAAACUCAGGUGUGCAGAAGAGGCAAAAAAAGGGAAAGAAUAUGACGAAAGCCCAGCGGUUACGACAACAGAAGGGCCUGGAGAGAGCAGAGGCAGUGGUAGAUCAGAUGGAAGUCAAAUUGACCAAGAGCGCGAACCGACAGAAGACAAUUAACUCACGAAGGGCCGCCUGGGAAGAUACGAACCGGAAAUCGACCAUAUUCCAGGCUCUGCAACAGGAGGAGGAUGAGACCGACGAUGACGAACAAGGCGACAAUGCCAUGGCCGAGGACGCCGCACCAUCGCAAUCGAAACCUGUCUUGAAAUCCACUCACACAGUCUCCAACCCGGUCCCAGAAACCCCCGCGCUCGCGGACGAAGACGACGAGAUCACCUGA